Myotis daubentonii (Daubenton's bat) is the source of this 10266-nucleotide messenger RNA. RefSeq names its product androgen receptor (gene AR). Gene Ontology annotation, molecular function: nuclear receptor activity; steroid binding; sequence-specific DNA binding. The record is from RefSeq and is a predicted model, not a curated record. NCBI's taxonomy places the organism in Eukaryota, Metazoa, Chordata, Mammalia, Chiroptera, Vespertilionidae. Gene Ontology annotation, cellular component: nucleus. Gene Ontology annotation, biological process: regulation of DNA-templated transcription; androgen receptor signaling pathway.
CUGUUGCUUUGCUCUCCAUGUCCCAGCGCCCCCUCUGAGAUCCCAGGGAGCCACUGUGCUGGGAGAGCCAGAGGGUCCCGAGGAAGCCUGGAGGUAGAGGAGGCAGAAGAGGGAAAGUGACCAAGCUAGCCGCUCCAGUGAGGGACAGGAACCAAAGGGACGCCCCACGCCCCACGUCAGCCCCGGUUGGGCUCUGGAGACAGCCAACGCCUCUUGCUGUGCGGCGGCUUCGAAGCAGCCUCCCGGAGCUACCCUUUUCUCUUUGGUGAAGUUUUUAAAAGCUGCUAGAGAUUCGGAUGAAGUGAGGAAAUUACGGGGUAGGGCUUACGGUUGCCUUUGUCUUUCUCCUUUCCACCCCUUCACCCUUUUCUGGGUUUCCUCUCUUGCUGCUGCCUCUGCCUGCUCCCCUCUGCCCGCUCCCCCACUUCGGUUGGCCCAGCCCGGCCAGCCCGAGUUUGCAGAGAGGUAACUCCCUUUGGCUGUGAGCAGACGAGCUAGCUCUGCGCUGCAAAGAGGGCUCUGGCGAGUCAGGCAAUUUCAGAGACUCUACUGCACUGCAUCCAGGACCUGGCUACUUAGGCGGCACUCGGGGUGAGCCCCCAUUUGCCCCCAACAUCCUCUCCACCUCGCCCUGCAUGCCCUCCCCUCCCAUUCAGUUUUCAGGACCAAAGAUCAAAGGAUGAAAAGACAAUCAGGUCUUCAGUAGCCCAAAACAAAAACAAACAAAAAACAUUCAAACCUGAACAAAACCAAAGGGGUGGGGGGGAGGGAAAACCCACCCUGGUCCCUAUUUGCACCUGCUUCAGUGGACAUUUAAUCUGGAAGACGGAGUGUCCUCUUCUCGUCUCUUCUCUCGCUCUCCUUCUCGCUCUCCUUUCAAGAUUUGAGUAUUUUUUGAAUCUAUCCUCCAAGUAUUCAGGAAUAGACUGUGAGCCUACCAGGGCAGACCUUGUCCAACGCGUGUUUUCACUGAACAAGACUUUGAAGCUGUCAGGGAGAUUUUGUGUGAUCAUUCCUGCAAGUUUCUUUCCCAGGAGCUUCCCGCAGGUGGGCAGCUAGCUGCAGUGACUACCGCAUCACAGCCUGUUGAACUCUUCUCAGCAAGAGAAAGGGAAACGGCAAGGAAUUAGGUGGAAAAUUCAACCAAGCUCAAGGAUGGAGGUGCAGUUAGGGUUGGGGAGACUCUACCCACGGCCACCGUCUAAGACCUAUCGAGGGGCUUUCCAGAACCUGUUCCAGAGUGUGCGCGAAGUGAUCCAGACCCCGGGCUCCCGGCACCCUGAGGCCGUGAGUGCAGCACCUCCAGGCGCCCAGUUGCAGCAGCAGCAGACCAGUCCCCGGCAGCAGCAGCAGCAGGGCGAGGAUGGAUCUCCCCAAGCCCAGAGCAGAGGCCCUCCAAGCUACCUGGCCCUGGAGGAGGAACAACAGCCUUCACAACAGCAGUCAGCCCUGGCGGGCCACCCCGAGAGCAGCUGCAUCCCGGAGCCUGGAGUCCCCUCAGCUGCAGGCAAGGGGCUGCAGAGGCAGCCGCCAGCACCUACAGAGGAGGAUGACUCAGCUGCCCCAUCCACGUUGUCCCUGCUGGGCCCCACUUUCCCGUGCUUAAGCAGCUGCUCCGCCGAUCUUAAAGACAUCCUGAGUGAGGCCGGCACCAUGCAACUCCUUCAGCAGCAGCAGCAGCAGCAGCAGCAGCAGCAGCAGCAGCAGGAGGUGGUAUCUGAAGGCAGCAGCAGUGGGAGAGCCAGGGAAGCCGCUGGGGCUCCAACCUCCUCCAAGGACAGUUACCUAGGGGACAGUUCUACCAUCUCGGACAGCGCCAAGGAGUUGUGUAAGGCAGUGUCGGUAUCCAUGGGCUUGGGUGUGGAGGCAUUGGAGCAUCUGAGUCCUGGGGAACAGCUUCGAGGGGAUUGCAUGUAUGCUUCUCUCCUGGGAGGUCCACCCUCUGUGCGUCCCACUCCUUGCGCCCAGCUGGCAGAAUGCAAAGGUUCUCUGCUGGAUGACUGCCCAGGCAAGGGCACUGAAGAGACUUCUGAGUAUUCCCCAUUCAAGGCAGUUUACCCCAAAGGGCUGGAAGGCGAGAAUCUGGGCUGUUCUGGCAGCGGUGAAACGGGAGUCUCUGGAACACUUGAGCUACCAUCCACCCUGUCUCUCUACAAGUCUGGAGCACUGGAAGAAGCAACGACUUAUCAGAGUCGCGAAUACUACAACUUUCCAAUAGCCCUGGCCGGACCUCCGCCUCCUCUGCCUGCUCCCCAUACUCAAGCCCGCAUCAAGCUGGAGAACUCGCUGGACUAUGGCAGUGCCUGGGCAGCCGCAGCAGCGGCACAGUGCCGCUAUGGGGACCUGGCGAGCCUGCACGGCGGGGGUGCAGCGGGAUCCAGCUCAGGCUCACCCUCAGCCGCUACCUCCUCUUCCUGGCACACUCUCUUCACAGCGGAUGAAAGCCAGUUGUAUGGGCCCUGUGGCGGAGGUGGUGGCGGCAGCACAGGCGAGGCAGGGGCUGUAGCCCCCUAUGGCUACUCUCGGCCACCUCAGGGGCUAUCCGGCCAGGAAGGCGAAUUCCCCCCAUCUGAUGCGUGGUAUCCUGGAGGCAUGGUGAGCAGAGUUCCCUAUUCAAGUCCUAGUUGUGUCAAAAGCGAGAUGAACCCCUGGAUGGAGAGCUACUCUGGAUCUUAUGGGGACAUGCGUUUGGAGACUGCCAGGGAACAUGUUCUGCCCAUCGACUAUUACUUUCCACCCCAGAAGACCUGUUUGAUCUGUGGGGAUGAAGCUUCUGGCUGUCAUUAUGGAGCUCUCACUUGUGGAAGCUGCAAAGUCUUCUUUAAAAGAGCUGCUGAAGGGAAACAGAAGUACCUUUGUGCCAGCAGAAAUGAUUGCACCAUCGAUAAAUUCCGAAGAAAAAAUUGUCCAUCUUGUCGUCUCCGGAAAUGCUAUGAAGCAGGGAUGACUCUGGGAGCUCGGAAGCUGAAGAAACUUGGUAAUCUGAAACUGCAGGAGGAAGGGGAGGUUUCCAGCGCCACCAGCCCAACUGAGGAGCCAACCCAGAAGCUGGCAGUGUCACACAUUGAAGGCUAUGAGUGUCAGCCUAUCUUUCUGAAUGUCCUGGAAGCCAUUGAACCAGGCGUGGUGUGUGCUGGACAUGACAACAAUCAGCCUGAUUCCUUUGCAGCCUUGCUCUCUAGCCUCAAUGAACUGGGUGAAAGACAGCUUGUACAUGUGGUCAAGUGGGCCAAGGCCUUGCCUGGCUUCCGAAACUUGCAUGUGGACGACCAGAUGGCAGUCAUUCAGUACUCAUGGAUGGGGCUUAUGGUGUUUGCCAUGGGCUGGCGGUCCUUCACCAAUGUCAACUCCAGGAUGCUCUACUUUGCCCCUGACCUGGUUUUCAAUGAGUACCGCAUGCAUAAGUCCCGGAUGUACAGCCAGUGUGUCCGAAUGAGGCACCUCUCUCAAGAAUUUGGAUGGCUCCAAAUCACCCCCCAGGAAUUCCUGUGCAUGAAGGCACUGCUGCUCUUCAGCAUUAUUCCAGUGGAUGGGCUGAAAAAUCAAAAAUUCUUUGAUGAACUUCGAAUGAACUACAUCAAGGAACUUGAUCGUAUCAUUGCAUGCAAGAGAAAAAAUCCCACAUCCUGCUCAAGGCGCUUCUACCAGCUCACCAAGCUCCUGGACUCUGUGCAGCCUAUUGCACGAGAGCUGCACCAGUUCACUUUUGACCUGCUAAUCAAGUCACACAUGGUGAGCGUGGACUUUCCAGAAAUGAUGGCAGAGAUCAUCUCUGUGCAAGUACCCAAGAUCCUUUCUGGAAAAGUCAAGCCCAUCUAUUUCCACACUCAAUGAAGCUUUGGAAGCCCCCAUUUCCUUACCCCACCUCACUCCCCUUUUCAGAUAUCUCCUGCCUGUUAUAACUCUGCACUAUUUCUCUUCUGUGCCUUGGGGAAUUUCCUCUAUUGAUGUGUAGUCUGUCGAGAAGAUGUCCCUGAAUCCUGUUUGCCAGACUUUUUUCUAUUUUCCUUCUUUCUUCCCCCCCACCACCUCCCCAUUUGACCCUCCCAUGGCACUUUCAGACUCUGCUCUCUGCAAUGAAUGUCUCUUAUCUGUGUUUUGAAUGGUGUUAUAUUUCUUUAAAUCUGUGAUGAUCCUCAUGUGGACCAGUGUCAAGUUGUGCUUGUUUAUAGCAGUGUGCUGUGUGCCAGCCACACAAAUGUUUACUCACUUAGUGCCACGGGAAGUUUACGGAGCUAAGAGUAUCUGGGAAAACCAAAAGUCAAACAAACAAACAAACAAACAAACAAACAAACAAACAAAAACCAAAAUAAACUUGCUAGGAUAUUUUUUCCUUUCAAAAAUAUAAAAACAAACAAAUCCCCAAAGACACUAACAGUGACUAGAAUAAGGUGAGCAUUACAAGACCAUGGGGAGUCGUUGUUAUUUUUCAAAACCCUCCCUCCCAGAGUUUCUGGAAAAGGCUUUUUCCAUUAGAGGGCAGGAUGGCCCCAGAACUGAGUUGGGGGAGGGGAGAGACAGAUUUAAGACAGGACAAAGAGGACAGCUAAAUCACCAAUAUCUGCUCACAGUCUUGGUCCCUGAGGUCUAGACUGCUCAACUGCAGUGCAAUUCAUUGUACUGAAAGUGUUCUUAUUUAAAAACUUGUCUGCAUGUGAAUGCCUCCCCCACUCCAAUCUCUUUCUCUCACCCUCUGCCUCAAUGCUCAAAUUGACUUUCAAUAGCUUUUCUAAGAACUUUGAACAAAUGUUCUCUUUAGCCAAAACUUGGCCACUUCCACUAAAGAGUAAGACCAGCAAGAAAGAGAAGAGAUCUGACUUUUUGGAAGGCCCCAUUCAGAUCCAGGUCUGCUUUCCCAUUUAUGGGCCAAGGAGGAACUUGGGGCUGGAGUUAGAGGAAAAGAAAGUGGUGGUUUGGCUCUUCUCCAUUUAGGACAUUGAAGAAUUGAUCCCUCCUUGCCCCCACCUUUAAAAGACCUGAAUGCUUUUAGCCUGAUUCCAUGCUGAAGGUUCCUCUGCCCUCCUUCAGUGUUUUGUGGGCUUGAAUUUCACCAAAAACGGUGAAAUUUUCCCACUUCUCUAGACAUGUUCACAGACUCUUUGCUAAGAGCCCCCGUCACAAAGAAGGCUAAUAAGCAGCAGAUUUAACAUUUAUUUCUAAAUGCAGUAGACUCAAAGACAUCUUACCAAGUAUCUCUCAUCAACUACCAGAUCUUCUCUUCAUCCCUUAGACAAACUGGAAAGAAGGCAUCAAUAGAUUGGACAAGCUUGGCGACUUGCUUUUGUCCCCCAGAGAUGGUACCUUCCUACCAAGUGGAGAAGUGCCCACUUUCUCCUUCAGUGCAGCUAAAGGGGCAACCCAUAUUGGGGUUAAAGAGAAAAUUCAUUCAGUUACCAGGCUGGGAAGAGUGGGGCACUAGAAGCAGAAACCCUGUAAAUGCUCUCCUUGCCACUCAGCAUAUUCACCUGCAGAAGUCAUGUGAAGAAGAGAGAAGAAAGCAAGAGGAGACUGACUAUUAAAUUAAGAGGCAAAGUUUAAAGCCAGAUGGGUACCAUCUGGUGAAUUUACUCCUCUUCCUCCUCUGCUGCUGAUUAUGUGCUCUGACUUUGACCAUACUCAGUCAGACUCCCCACCUAUGUUGCUGCCUGUCAGUCAGAGGGAAGCUGAAACAUUGAGACGACAGGACCAUGGCCUCUUUGCAAAGUUCUGGUUGGUGUGGCUCCAAUGGGCUGCCACCCAUGAACUCAGGGUGUGUUCCUGGGACACUGGUUUCAUAUAGACAUUUGGCACACCUCUAUUCUGUUGACUUUGUUCCCUAAUCCCAAGUGAAGAGGGAAUGCCCAACUACUUUCUCAUCUUGGCCACGGCCUCCUCACUUAGCUCUUUAAUUCAUCUGCUAAACUCAAGGAAUUAGAAGCCAGUCAACAAGAUGCCCAUUUCAGUUGGUUCACUUUACUUGUUGAGAAGAUAGUUUCUGAGUGAUCUGAUAUGAUCUACAUGGGUUUCCUCCCCUGAUUUCUGUGUUGAUAUUAAUAGCCAAAAGAACUUGUAAAAACAGUUUCUUUAAAUAACAAGGGAGAGAGGAACCUAAGAUGGGUGAUAUACCAAUCCAAGACUGCUGGAUAAAACUAAUACUGGCAGGUUGUCUUUCUGGCGUAAGAUAGACAAAUUCUGGUUUUCUUUGUUAUUACACCAUUUGGCUUAUAUAAGCUCACAGGAUCACUUUUUGCUAUUUUAAACAGGAAAAAAAAAUACACCACUCUUUUCAGUUAAACUAGAUUACAUUUUAAUAAUUUCUUUACAUCUGUUUUGAAAUGAUCUUCACUUUUUGUGGUACAUGGAUUUGAUAUUAUCAUUCUAAUACCUCUUCUUGUAAAGACUAGAGUCUCUCCUUUCCAUUUCCUGAUUAUCAAAUUUUUCAUCAUUAGAGAUUUCUCAAUUGUGACUCUUGUCCUUAUGAAUAUGUAUGUUUUCACUUGUGAAAACCAAAAAUCAGUGUAAUUAAAAUCAGCAACAACUGGAUUACUCCAAAUUUCAGGAUGGCAAGAAUAGGGAAAACAGCCUACACAAGGCUUUAGGCCUACUGCUUUUGCACUGGGGAGUCUAUGAGAAAAAGUAUUUUAGCUUGGCUUUGUUCUCUCACAGAUGAAAGGGGGAUUUAUUCUUUCUUUUGGUCAUUGAUGUUUCAGCCAAGGUAAUUGGCAGAAGUCUCAUUUUGCAUGCACUCUACAAACAGUGUUGAUGUGGUUGGUACACUGUGCUCACCUGUGAAAGAUUGGCCAAUAAGAUCCAAUCACCUGGUGAGCUGGAAGAUGAAGUUCACUCAUCAGACAAGUCACUAUCUCCAAAGAGGCUAUUUCUAAAGAGGUUUGCAGUGUUCAAUGGGGAUGGAGAGUGAGGAAGAGAAAAGAAAAGGGAGCACCAUAGGAGAAGGUCUUGUCUGUGUGAGCAGCAGACCGUUGCCAGGGUCACAAACUCUGUGGUCAAAUAAAAGAAUUCUGUGGCAAUUUCAACUUUUGUUCAUUGGGCAGUUUGCCCAGGCUUAGUGUCUGAGCUGAAAUGAGGGUUGGAUUCUACAUUCCAUUGAUUUUCUAUGCCACAAACAGUGUCAUCAUUCUUGGAAAGCUCAUUUUUUUUUAAUGAGAAAUAUAUUUUAAAGGAUUCUGUCAUAUCUUUGAAAAAGAAAAUCAGUAAUACAUAUAUAUUUUAUAUAUGUUCACUGGCACUAAAAAAGAAAAAAAGUUUCCUUCCAUCCCUCUGUCCUUUAAGUAGUUCAGGUUUGAGAAAUAAUGUGUUGAUGCUAAAGUUCCUCUCUGUUCAUCCUUUAUUUCUAAAUGUACAUAUGCAUAUAUAGCAAGAAUAAUUCUGUUUGUACUUUAAGAGAAAGUAGUUCUACCAUCCACAUGAUGCUACCAAUUACACAAAUCACCUAACUUUGAGCUUCAAGUAGCUCCUGUUUGUUUCAUUAGCGCAGCACAGACAUGGCCUUGACCUCUUUUCUCCCUUGAUAUUUAGCAGAGUACAAAAGCCCAAGCCACUGCCUUUAACCCCUUCCCAACCUUGUUCCAGGGUUUCGCCUUAUAAUAUUUUUUCCAGACAACUCAGUAACUAUGCCUGCAUGUUUCCUGCAUGGCCAUGAGAAAACAAGUGGCUGACUACUAAUUAUCCUGUGCCAGUUGCCCAAAUGAAAGGUCACUGAGCCAAGGAAAUGGCCUUCAUGCUCAACCCCCUAUAGGGAGUCAUGAGAAUCAGGAAUGCUAAAGCACAGGAUUAAAUCCCAAAGUUAAAGUCAAAAUAAGCCAUUUUGCAUGUGCAAUUUCUUUUAUAGAUAGUUAUGUUCUCAUUGCUGCCUUUUAUAGGCAGUUCUGUUCUCAUCGCUAAUCUCUUUGAAAAUCUUUGAAAGAUGUUUUUAAAAAGACAAAGAGUUGAGAGCAUCACAUUAUGUAACCAAAGAUUACACUGUAUCUGCUAAGAUACCAAAAUUUUUAAGGGCAGGGAGGGAGUAAACAUUGGUGCCUCUUUGGUAAGCUAUCCAAAGACAGACUAAAGGACUGACUUAUAAGAGUUCUGUGGGUUUCCCCCACACACAAUAUACAUGUUUAGAAGAGUAGAAGAUAAUUUUGAAAAAAAAUAAUUGGGAUUAUGGGUUCUUAACUAAGAGAUUUUAUAAGGAGAACUAGCUUUCUUUUUCUCCGCUAGUUGUUCAGCAAUUUUUUAAAGGUCCAUAAUUGCAUGGUUGGAAAUGGAGCAGUAUUGGCCAUUCUGUUUGCUAGUGCCCAUGGUAGUUUAUCUGGAGAUGUGAAUCCUUGCUGAUAAAGAGAGCAUUUAAAGGAAUAGAUUUUGCACUAGAGGGACAGCAGGCAGGAAUCCUCAUUUCUACCCACUUUGGAAGACACAAAAAAGUUCCCUUCAGUUCAGAUGUGGCCAUAUCUGUUGUUCAGUUUAAGGCAAAAGGUUGAAAUAUAUUGUACAUGAGUAUUUGUAUCCAUGUUUCAAAAUUGAAUUAUAAACAUAGAUAUAAUGUGUUUUGAUAGCUUUACCUUUCUCUGCUCUUUUAUAUUUGGUUCCAGGUCACAAUUAAUACCAUGUACUUGUGAGAGAGGCUGCAGUUCCAUUUUGGAAGCUCUAUAAAAACAUAAAAGUCACCUGGGUUGAUCAGAUAACUAAGAGAUCACUGCCCCUGUUGGGGCCUGAUUCCCAGGCCUUGCAAAGGAGCAGAGGUGGGGAAGUGGUAUGGUACAUGAUAUACUGCACUUUACUAGCCCAAGACUGAUGAAUGUUUAAAGGGUGGUGAAAACUCAUUGGAACUGACUGGGGAAGGCCCAGACUUGGGGCCAAAAGUCCAUUAAAAUGAUUAGUCAGUGGCCCCCUAAUGGGACCUAAGCAUUUGGAAGGAGGAAAGACAUUCUUUGUUUUUCACCAUCCUUGUGAAAAAAGGGCAAUUUACUGCACUUGGGAACCUGGAGCAAGUGCUCUGUCUUUCACAUAAUUUACUCACCUGUAAUUGAGGUGCUCUUGCUACUGGGUGUCUGUGUACUUUAAUAAUGGUUUUGGAUAUGUUCUGUAAAGAUUUUGACAAUGGAAAUGUGUUUUUAUCUGUUAAAAAAUUGUCAAUGUAAUAUAAGUUAUAUCUCUGUAGGUACUGGUCUGUCUCUGCCCAUAGGUAAGGAUAUUUUUCUUCAAUUAAGAGAUUGACACUGGGGUCUAUUGCUCAAAGCCUCCCAACUCUUAACCAUUUCUAGGUGAAGGCAGAAAAAAUCACGUUAUUCACCCCUCUUCAGACACUUCUGUUGAGGCAACAAAACACUUGCAAUAUUACCACCCACCAAAGUAAAUGGUAAGUAUUUGAAUUUAGCAGGUAGACUCUUAAAGGUAGAACACCCUUUGACUCAGUUUCAAUUUAUGCCCAUUUGGUUUGGCCAGAAAGUCCAUAAUAUGUAUUGAUUGGUUUCCAACCCCAAUUCAGUAUAGCAGGGGUGCUGGUUCCAUUCUGUAUCCCACUUGUCUCUCAGCCUCUUAUGGAAUUAAAUUAAAAGCUAUGGAUUAAGUGGCCCUUGUGGCUUAAAAUAGUUCCCACAUGCACUACUUAACAAGACUGUCAUAUAGCUGCAGAUUCCAUUGGCCACCAAAGACUGGAACACACACACAUACCCCAAAGAAAAGAAAAUUAUGAUAUGUUGCUGCUUCUCUGGUGGUGCCAUCUCUGACUGAUGCUUCAUAUUUUUGGACUAUGUUUCCUGCGCAGCAGAAAAGGCAAGCCUGCAGUCUUUUCCAACCUUGGUCCUUGGUGCUCACUCUAUGGCAAUGAAGUGCCUGUGGGGUUGGCCUAUCCCAAAAGCCAUUCAGGUGAUGAGAAUAGUCACCUUUGGGAUGGCUCGAGCUAAAAGAGAGUCCCUUCAGAACUUAGUGACACCCUUCUGCUUUCUCCUAGACUGGAACAUUGGUUAGGGAGUGCCUCAACAUGACAUUCUUGUGCUGUCCUUGAGCUUAAUUUGGCAGCAGGAGGGAGCAGACUAUGUAACCAGAUGUAAGAAUUAAUUUAAAUAUUGAGGGAAAAUAAAGAAAAAGAGAAAGCAUCAUAUAAAGAUUUUUCAAAAGAAACAUUAAUUUUGAUUGAAACUUGUUUUAAUGGGGCUUCAGUUCUCACAGCGGCACUUGGCCUCCACUGGGCAGCAGGACCAGUGCCAACUGCUAGUGUUCUGUUCUCUUUUUGUAAUCGUGGAAUCUUUUGUUGCUCUAAAUAUGAUUAAAAAUGACAGAAAUUCA